AUGGUUAUUUCAGCUAAAGGUGAGGUACCAAGAAGAAUUGAGAAAGAUGGGAAAGUUCAGGCAAUGGUUGUAUGCUUCAUUCUAGGACUUGGGUCUCUUAUUAUUCUAAACAACAUGUGGACUAUGGGAGACUAUUACUAUAAAGUGUUCCCUAAAUAUCAUCCCGUGCGAGUGUUCACCAAUGUUUAUCAACCAUUUGCAUUGGUGGCCACAUUGAUAUUGGCUCACUAUGAGGCAAAUAUCAGUACCCGGAUGAGGAAUCUGGCGGGAUAUACAAUUUUCUUCGCCUCUUCUUUGUUGGUUCUUAUUUUAGAUCUAGCGACAUCUGGUGCUGGGGGAAUUGGACCUUAUAUUGGUCUAUGCACAGUUUUUGCUUCUUUUGGAAUUGCACAUGCACUUGUCCAAGGGGGCGUAACUGGUGACCUCUCCUAUAUGUGUCCGGAAUUCAUCCAGUCCUUUAUUGGUGGAAUAACAAGCGCUGGAGCAAUAGCCUGCGCAGUCAGACUUUUCACAAAAUAUUAUUUUGAACAAUCGGAGAACGGGCUUCGCAAAGGAGCUUUGCUAAGUCUAGCCAUCUCAACAUUCUGUGAGCUUUUGAGUGUUCUAGUAUAUGCCUUCUACUUUCCGAAAUUGUCUAUAGUUAAGUAUUAUCGUUCAAAGGCUGCUUUAGAAGGAGCAACAACAGUUGCAGCUGAUCUUGCUGUUGCCGGCAUUCAGACAAACCCACAUGCCGAAUGUGAUCCUAAUAAACAAGAGCGGUUAAGCACUAAGACGCUGUUUCUUCAAAACAUUGACCAUGCAUUUGCCUUAUUCCUGAAUUAUGUCUUGACCCUAUUUAUUAUGCCCGGAUUUUUGUACGAAGAUACCGGAUCGCAUAGCCUAGGAGAAUGGUACCCACUUGUUUUGAUCUCUGUGUACAACAUCACUGAUGUGAUUUCAUCCUACAUUCCCGUCUUCAAGUGUUUGAAAUGGGAAUCUAGAAAGGGAUUGCUAAUCACAUCUCUUUCUCGAUUCUUGUUGAUUCCAGCAUUUUACUUCACAGCAAAAUAUGGUGAUCAAGGAUGGAUGAUUCUUCUGGUAUCAUAUUUGGGAUUAUCCAAUGGAUAUCUCACUGUAUGCAUUUACACAUUGGUCCCUAAGGGGUACAAGGGUCCAGAGCAGAACACUCUGGGCAAUUUGCUUGCUCUGUGGCUUUUAAGCGGUAUACUUGUUGGCGUCUCUCUUGGUUGGCUAUGGACAGUUGGAAAAACAGAAAAAGUCGGAUGA
Messenger RNA from Vicia faba (fava bean), 1266 nucleotides. Lineage: Eukaryota; Viridiplantae; Streptophyta; Magnoliopsida; Fabales; Fabaceae. The record is from the annotation of a GenBank genome assembly.